Molecule: messenger RNA, 1476 nt
Organism: Manis javanica (Malayan pangolin)
Lineage: Eukaryota; Metazoa; Chordata; Mammalia; Pholidota; Manidae
Gene: ANXA13
Product: annexin A13
Cellular component (GO): plasma membrane; cytoplasm; nucleus
Molecular function (GO): phosphatidylserine binding; calcium ion binding; calcium-dependent phospholipid binding
Source: RefSeq, a predicted model, not a curated record
AAACUUGGCAUUUAGGACAACUGAUCUCUUAAUGAAAUACAGACAACUAUCUCAGAAAAACGAAAAUGGGCAAUCGUCAUAGCCAGUCUUACUCCCUCUCAGAAGGCAGUCAACAGUUGCCCAAAGGGGACACCCUACCCUCGGCAGGCGUGCAGCCUCUCAGCCACCCUUCAGGGAGCGGAGAGCCAGAGCCCCAGCAGUCUGCCAAAGUGAGAAGUCAUCAGGGUUUUGAUGCAGAUCGAGAUGCCAAAAUGCUGAACAAAGCCUGCAAAGGAAUGGGAACCGAUGAAGCAGCCAUCAUUGAGAUCUUAUCAAGCAGGACAUCGGAGGAGAGGCAACAAAUAAAGCAGAAGUACAUGGCGACCUACGGCAAGGACCUGGCAGAGGUGCUCAAGAGUGAUCUGAGUGGAAACUUCGAGAAGACAGCAUUGGCCCUUCUGGACCGGCCCAGUGAGUAUGAUGCCCGGCAGCUGCAGAUGGCCAUGAAGGGUCUGGGCACGAACGAGGCAGUGCUCAUCGAGGUCCUGUGCACCAAAACGAAUAAGGAAAUCAUCGCCAUUAAAGAAGCCUACCAAAGGUUAUUUGACAGGAGCCUUGAAUCAGAUGUCAAAGAUGAUACAAGUGGAAAACUUAAAAGGAUUCUGGUGUCCCUGCUACAGGCUAAUCGUGAUGAAGGCAGUGACGUGGAUAAAGACCUAGCUGGUCAGGAUGCCAAAGAUCUAUAUGAUGCAGGGGAAGGCCGCUGGGGCACUGACGAGCUUGCCUUCAGUGACGUCCUGGCCAAGAGGAGCCACAAGCAGUUACGUGCCACCUUUCAAGCCUAUCAAAUUCUCAUCGGCAAAGACAUUGAAGAGGCUAUCGAAGAAGAAACAUCGGGAGAUCUCCAGAAGGCCUACUUAACUCUCGUGAGGUGUGCCCGGGACCAGGAGGGCUAUUUUGCUGAACGUCUGUACAAGUCCAUGAAGGGCACGGGGACCGAUGAGGAGACACUAAUUCACAUCAUUGUGACCAGGGCUGAGGUGGACCUUCAGGGGAUAAAAGCAAAGUUCCAGGAGAAGUAUCAGAAAUCUCUCUCUGACAUGGUUCGCUCAGACACCUCUGGGGACUUCCAGAAACUGCUGGUGGCCCUCUUGUGCUAAACCAAGCCAGAACAGCGGAAGCACAGGGAGGAAGCACCUUUGUCAAGAGCCCCUUCCAAACCAGAUUUGCAAAUAUAACUCAGCCCAAAAAACCCUGAAGGGUCCUGGUUUAUUUUCCUGGCAGCUUGAGAUGUGUAGCUAGGCCAAGCUGUGUAAGUUAAGGACAGCGGCCUCAAGGCACUUAGGCAGGUCGCCCUGAAUGUUGGCUUAGCAAGUAUCUGUGCUAUCUCCUAAUUCUCCUUUAGUGUGGCAGCUGAAUGCUGCCUGUGCACAAAUAAAAUCAGUUGAUGAAAAAAAUAUACGCAUUCAUAAUAAAAUUUGAAGAUUAUGGAUCUCA